AUGUCAGCUAAAGCUAUCUCCGAGCAGACAGGAAAGGAGUUCCUGUACAAGUACAUCUGCACGUCAGCCGUUGUUCAGAACCGAUUCCGCUACGCCAAUGUGACGGCUGAGACCAACUUUGAUCGACUGGUGCAGGAACAUCCGUGGCUUCUCACAGAGAGGCUGGUGGUGAAGCCAGACCAGCUGAUUAAGAGAAGAGGAAAGCUGGGCCUGGUGGGCGUGAACCUGGACCUUCAUGGCGUCAGAGAGUGGCUAAAACCCCGCCUCAUGAGGGAGACAAACGUGGGAAAAGCCAAAGGAGUCCUUAAGAACUUCCUGAUCGAGCCCUUCGUCCCCCACAAACAGGAGGAGGAGUUUUAUGUCUGCAUCUACGCCACCAGAGAAGGAGACUACGUGCUGUUUCACCACGAGGGAGGGGUGGACGUAGGAGACGUGGAUGCCAAGGCACAGAAGCUGCUGAUUAGGGUGGAUGAAAAAAUCAGCGAAGAUGCAGUAAAGAAAGAGCUGCUGACCCACACUCCAAAUGAGAAGAGAGAGAUCCUGGCCAGUUUCAUCGUAGGAUUGUUCAACCUCUAUGAAGAUCUCUUCUUCACAUACCUGGAGAUCAACCCACUGGUGGUGACAAAAGACGGAGUUUACGUGCUGGACAUGGCAGCCAAGAUCGAUGCCACGGCUGACUACAUCUGCAAGGCCAAGUGGGGGGAUGUUGAGUUCCCACCGCCCUUUGGGAGAGAAGCCUAUCCUGAGGAGGCGUACAUUGCUGACCUGGACGCCAAAAGUGGUGCCAGCCUUAAACUGACCCUCCUCAACCCCCGAGGCAGGAUUUGGACUAUGGUGGCAGGGGGAGGUGCCUCGGUGGUCUACAGUGACACGAUCUGCGACCUAGGUGGUGUAGAUGAGCUGGCUAAUUAUGGAGAGUAUUCUGGGGCUCCCAGUGAACAGCAGACCUACGACUACGCCAAAACCAUCCUGUCGUUGAUGACGAGAGAGAAGCAUCGGGAUGGAAAGGUUUUGAUCAUAGGGGGCAGCAUUGCAAACUUCACCAAUGUGGCAGCCACCUUUAAGGGCAUCGUCAGAGCAAUCAAAGACUACCAGGAGCCGCUGAAGGAGCAUGAGGUCACCAUUUUCGUCCGCCGUGGAGGCCCCAACUACCAGGAGGGUCUCCGAGUGAUGGGAGAAGUUGGUAAAACCACAGGGAUCCCCAUUCAUGUGUUUGGCACAGAAACUCACAUGACGGCCAUUGUUGGCAUGGCCCUGGGCCACAGGCCAAUCCCCAACCAGCCUCCUGUUGCUGCCCACACCGCCAACUUCCUGCUCAACUCCAGCGGCGGCCAGUCGACUCCAGCCUCCAGCAGAACGGCCUCUUUUUGUGAGAGUAAAACCAGGAUCGAGGGCUCUCCGACCAAGAAGGCCAAGAGUGGAACUCCACAGGCCAAGGCAACGACCCUCUUCAGCAAACACACCAAGUCCAUCGUGUGGGGCAUGCAGACUCGGGCGGUGCAGGGAAUGUUAGACUUCGACUACGUCUGCUCCAGGGAGGAGCCGUCUGUGGCAGCUAUGGUCUACCCAUUCACGGGAGACCAUAAACAAAAGUUCUACUGGGGCCAUAAAGAGAUCCUCAUCCCUGUGUAUAAGAACAUGAGCGACGCGAUGAAGAAGCACCCUGAUGUGGACGUGCUUAUCAGCUUCGCCUCGUUGCGUUCGGCCUUUGAUAGCACCAUGGAGACCAUGCAGUAUCCACAGAUUCACACCAUUGCCAUUAUCGCUGAAGGCAUCCCUGAAGCUCACACUAGGAAGAUCAUCAAGGCAGCAGAUGAGAAGGGGGUUACAAUCAUUGGACCGGCAACUGUCGGUGGAAUUAAGCCAGGUUGUUUCAAAAUAGGUAACACAGGGGGAAUGUUGGAUAACAUCCUGGCCUCCAAACUCUAUCGACCAGGCAGCGUGGCAUAUGUGUCCCGCUCGGGUGGCAUGUCCAAUGAGCUCAACAACAUCAUCUCCCGUACCACCGAUGGUGUUUUUGAGGGUGUGGCCAUUGGCGGGGACAGAUACCCAGGAUCUGUGUUUACUGACCAUGUGCUGCGCUACCAGGAUACUCCUGGAGUAAAAAUGAUUGUGGUACUAGGAGAGAUUGGAGGCACAGAGGAAUACAAGAUCUGCCAAAACAUAAAACAGGGCCGCAUCACCAAGCCUGUGGUCUGCUGGUGUAUUGGUACCUGCGCCACCAUGUUCUCCUCAGAGGUUCAGUUUGGUCACGCAGGUGCCUGUGCCAACCAGGCAUCUGAGACAGCAGUGGCCAAGAACAAGGCUCUGAAAGAAGCCGGUGCCUUUGUCCCGAAGAGCUUCGAUGAGCUGGGCGAGGUGAUCAAGUCUGUCUACGAUGACCUUGUGUCCAACGGCGUUAUCCAGCCAGCCCAAGAGCUUCCUCCUCCAGCUGUGCCAAUGGAUUACUCCUGGGCCCGUGAGCUGGGCCUUAUCCGUAAACCAGCUUCCUUCAUGACCAGCAUAUGUGACGAGAGAGGUCAGGAGCUCAUCUACGCAGGCAUGCCCAUUACGGAGGUCUUCAAGUCAGAGAUGGGCCUGGGGGGAACACUGGGUCUGUUGUGGUUCCAGAGGAGGUUGCCCAGGUACGCCUGCCAGUUCAUAGAGAUGUGCCUAAUGGUGACUGCGGACCACGGCCCUGCUGUUUCUGGUGCACACAACACCAUAGUGUGCGCACGAGCCGGCAAAGAUCUCAUUUCCAGUCUCACCUCGGGUCUCCUCACCAUUGGGGAUCGUUUUGGAGGAGCUCUGGACGCUGCGGCAAAGCAGUUCAGCAAAGCGUUCGACAGUGGGAUGCUGCCCAUGGAGUUUGUCAACAAGAUGAAGAAAGAUGGAAAACUGAUCAUGGGCAUCGGACACAGAGUCAAGUCGAUUAACAACCCAGACAUGAGAGUCCAGAUCCUGAAGGACUUUGUCAAGCAGCACUUCCCCUCCUCCAGCCUGCUGGACUAUGCUCUGGACGUAGAGAAGAUCACCACGUCUAAAAAACCCAACCUCAUCUUGAAUGUGGACGGCUUCAUCGGCGUUGCCUUCGUGGACCUGCUCAGGACCUGUGGUGGUUUUACAAGAGAUGAAGCUGAUGAGUUUGUGGAAAUCGGAGCUCUGAAUGGAAUCUUUGUCCUGGGACGGAGCAUGGGAUUCAUUGGACACUAUUUGGACCAGAAAAGACUGAAGCAGGGUCUCUACCGCCACCCGUGGGACGACAUCUCCUACGUGCUCCCUGAACACAUGUCUAUGUAAUCAAAAGGGAUUCGUACUCACAGGUCCUGUCACGCACGCUGUAAAUCUUUAGGCUCUCACUGUGAUCCAUCAGUUUGCAGCAGUGAUGUAACAUCAGUGUUGUAAAUGUGAAGAGUAGUAGAAUAGUAGAAUGUAAUAGACCUGUUGUUUUGUACUCCUCAUACGUACUCCUCAUCCCUGCUGUUCUGCGACUAACACAGAGCUGUGGAGUCAGAGUCGAUCCUAUUCUUCAAUGUAGCGGUUUGACUGUCGUCAACUAAACCUUAAUCCCAUACAGUACGUUUCCACUGAACAGUACCAGCAAUAUUGGCUCUAUUUCAACAGCAUUCCCAAAACUUGACUGCGAUACCGUGUUAACUCCUAUAUACUGUAAUACUGGCUCAAAGACAGGGAGUGGUUUUAAUGCAAACAAAAGUCCUGGUACCUGGUUUACCUCGUAGCUUCUUAUCUCUGUGGUGGAAAAGUAGUUGCAUGAUACUACAGUACAUCCAGCUAUGGAAAUGCCUUUGGCUUCCACACCGAAGUACUGUACAGUACAUGCCCCCCCUCACCCCGUCAAAAAGUAUAAAUGAUAUGUAUUAUAGUAGCAUGUACUGUACACCUGACUCUCAGACUGUUGUGUAACUGUGCUAUACGUAUCCACCACUGGCUUGUUACACCAAACUAAUACGUAGUGCAAUAAUAUAGAGUAGAGAUUUAUUUAUGUAUAGAUGUUUUCACAGAAGCAACCGAAGAAGACAAAGAUAAGAUGCUGUUUUGGAGCUUAAGGUGGCAAAUGGGACAAUUUUUCAUGGGUUUCAAAUCAUUUUUCUCAGCUGUUUUCUUGUCACGAAGAUGUUUUUCCAAUGCAUCCAUCCAGACGUACUUAGUCUUGUGUCAAGUUUGCAGUUCAGCUCAUACCGAUAAUUCUUUGUUUUCCAGUCUGUUAUUAUAAUUAUAAUUAUUAUUGUUAUUAUCAUUUGCAUAUAAUGCAAUUAAACCAGUUGAAUCGCAGGUCAGAGAAAGUGCAAGCCUGUAGGAAUUUGACUCGCGUUCCCGAGCACGUUGUUAGCGGUCGCUUCCUCUUUAUCACAUAGAAUGAAAGUGCCAGACCAGGCUCUCAUUGGAAUCUAACAAGAUUAUACACUAGGUAGGUCUUCAAGGUUUCCUGUGAAUGUGCCACCACUGCAGAAAAUCUUGUGAACAAUCCAGAAAUCAUACCAGCGUCGUCACAAUUGUUUCUCCUUAAUGUGAAAAAGAAAAACGUGCCUCCAUGAUACUGUUUUUAAAAACUGUGUUGUUUGAGUCAAGUAGGUGUAAUUGAUGUGAUAAUAAAGGACAAUUUAAAACAUAUUGGGUAAGGGGGUGUUGUACCAGUAUAAAUCUUUAAAUGUGGCCAUUUUUGACCUUGUUUUUUUAGGAGCAUUUCAGAUUAUCACAAAGGCAAUUUACUCGUUCUGGGAAACAACUAAGCUUUUGCAUUUUGGCUAUUGUAGCUUUUUUUCCAAGUUAAGAACAUAAUUAUUUUUGCUAAGUGAUCAAUUUAAAAAAGUAAACGUAAAAAGUGCUAAUAACUGAGCUAAUUUUAGCUGUUGGAUUGCUAACUUUAUUUGAUCCCAGUUAAGAAAUGUCUUGGCUACACAUUGAAUAACAUUUUUUGCUAAUUUAAAAAUUAUUUUCCCUUUGGUCAUUUUUCUGAAGUCUGGGCCCUGAACCCUUAGCAACCAGGAAGGGUUCAGUUGCUUGUAGCAGCUAGCUAAUGUCUCCUUUGAUGUAGUUAGUGUUUUUUUUUUUUUAAUUUAAUCAAAGGAAAAAGUUUUUGUUUUGUCACAGCUGUAAUAUUUUGGCACUGCUUUUUUGUUUCUUUAGUAACCAUUCAUUGGAAAGCUCUGGAAAUGUUCACUUUUAUUUUGGAAAAUGUAUUAUAUAUUUUACAGGAGGAUAUAAACCCACACCCUUACAAUAUACAUUGAUAUUUCAUGAGCUCAUGUCAUAAAACAAUGUGUUUCUAAAUUAAACAAUUUUAGCCUGUUAGCUAAAUUGUCAUGCAUUAUAUCCACCAAUCAACAUUGUAAUGUCGAUGUGGUUUCUUCAAGCCUGUUUCAGUGAAAUUAGUCACAGCAGUUAAUCACCAAUCCUUGGUUAGAAUAUUCAAUCAUCAUCAUCAUCAUCAUCAUCGUCAGUGCCUUUGAUAAUGUGAUAGUAACAUCUUACAAACAGUUUAAAAGAGCGUCUUGUCCAAAGAUACAGUACCUUUGGCCAGACAUGUCCAGUGUUCAGUUAGAAGUUAAGGGUGGUGCUGCGACAGACUGCAUGUGGCCCACAACUUCUUUCUUAAAAUCUUUAUUUUAUGGAUCUCCAUCAAGGUAGGGACUACAUUUUCUUUUUGGAAAAUAAUAAAUCAACUGUAUUUUGGCCUAUGUUCUGCUCCAUCUGGUACUAGACAGACACGUCUCAGCCCCGUGCAACCACAGCUUGGAAAUAGGGAACAAAAAGCUGGUCCUUUGGCAGCACUGACAAAUCCAAAAAAGGUUGAAAUUGUCUAAUUUUGAGAGAUUUUCUCAUGAUCCUGAAGUCAAAUUAUUUUAAUUGUAUGUUACUAACGAUAGAACUAUUUGAAACGAAGGAAAGUGCUGGCUGAAAGAAGAACAAAUGUCUCAUGUCCUAGAAUGUGUUGAACUCCACCUAUAACAAGUUUAAUUGAUUGUGUGCUGCUAUUGUGGUAUGUAUGUAUGAUCAAACGAAAUAAAAAUCCGCUAAAAAGUAA
Messenger RNA from Cynoglossus semilaevis (tongue sole), 6025 nucleotides. It is a transcript of the gene aclya, whose product is annotated as ATP citrate lyase a. Bases 1 to 3279 code for a protein of 1092 amino acids. NCBI's taxonomy places the organism in Eukaryota, Metazoa, Chordata, Actinopteri, Pleuronectiformes, Cynoglossidae. The transcript has 27 exons. Gene Ontology annotation, molecular function: ATP citrate synthase activity. Gene Ontology annotation, biological process: acetyl-CoA biosynthetic process; fatty acid biosynthetic process; citrate metabolic process. Gene Ontology annotation, cellular component: cytosol. The record is from RefSeq and is a predicted model, not a curated record.